AUGCGUAUUCGUCUACAGCCUCGCAGGAGACCACAAGGUUAUCGACCCCCAGGUGAGCUGAAUGUUGCCUUAUUGUCUUUGCCCGCUCACCAUCUCCAUUUCAGCAAUGAAAUAGCCCAACGACUAGACAAUCUUCCAAUCGCUGCCGCCGAUGACGCCGCCGCUGCCGAGAACGCCUCCAUGGAGAACCGCUGGUGUCAACUGCGAUACACGGUCCAGUCAACGGCGCUCGCCGUCCUCGGUCGCGCUCCCCGUAAACACCAGGACUGAUUCGACGACAACGACGCCGCCAUCAGAAUUCUGUUUGCUGAGAAGAACCGCCUACACAAUGCCUACGUAGAUCACCCCACUGAGGACAACAAAGCUGCCUUCUACCGCAGUCACCGCCAACUUCAGCAACGUCUGCGCGAGAUGCAGGUCGCCUGGACUGCUCGCAAAGCUGAGGAGAUCCAAGGCUACGCGGACCGCAACGAAUGGAAGAACUUCUUCUCCGCGAUCAAAGCUGUCUACGGUCCGCCGACGAAGGGCACUGCUCCUCUCCGCAGCGCCGAAGGCAGCACUCUCCUGACUGAGAAGACGCAAAUCCUACAGCGAUGGGCCGAGCAUUUCCGAGGCGUCCUCAACCGCCCCUCCGCCAUCUCCGACGGCGCCAUCGUCCGUCUACCGCAAGUGGAGAGCAACGUUGACCUCGACCUCCCGCCAUCUCUCCAGGAAACCAUCAGGGCCGUGCAGCAGCUCUCCAGCGGGAAAGCACCCGAAUUUAGACGCCAUCUCUGCUGA
Molecule: messenger RNA, 780 nt
Organism: Spirometra erinaceieuropaei
Lineage: Eukaryota; Metazoa; Platyhelminthes; Cestoda; Diphyllobothriidea; Diphyllobothriidae
Source: the annotation of a GenBank genome assembly